AUAAUUAACCUGGGUUAUUUAUGUCUGUCUACGUCUGUGCAUGGAGUGUUCUAUUUCUCCAUGGUCUGUGGGAGCAACACCGUGGGUAUGAAUGGCUGGAUGGAUGGGUGAUUGACAAAUGGAGCCGAGAACGAAGAAUUAACCUGUUCUCUGGGGCAUGCAGUCUGUACAGUGUGCACGUGCAACUAUUUGGCGUAGGAGAUUCCAAGCUGCAUACACGCAGGUAAAGCAAGCAUGACGUGGUUCUCAGUCUGAAAUGCACGCAACAUCAUGGGCGAGGCUGUGGCAUGCUAUUGGUGACGAGAAUUACCCUUUUCCAACACAGACCAACUGAAAAACCCAGACUGGAAGAUUCUGACGAGAACCUUGUUGGGUGAAGGUUUAACAAUUCCUUGACAACAAGCCUCACUUAGUGUAACACCCAGGUGUGCAUCCUGUCUCUCCCUUGGUGUUUUUCAUCUCCAUGAGUUGAAAUCUCAGUGCUACUACUUGUAGGAUGUCGUCUGUAGUGCCUCUGUAUCACAUGGCAUCAGCUGUUGUGGUCCGUACUCUGCUUGAUCAUAAUGAUCAUCUCCAUGAGUUGAAAUCUCAGUGCUACUACUUGUAGGAUGUCGUCUGUAGUGCCUCUACGUCACAUGGCAUCAGCUGUUGUGGUCCGUACUCUGCUUGAUCAUAAUGAGCGUCAUUCAGAAGAAUGCAAGACCAAGGCCCAAGAUCUGAUCACAAAACUCAACAUGAAUUUGUACACAGCAGUCAGUAAGGAUCUGCUGGAGCUCUUUGUUGAUAGCUAUCCUGGACGUCUUCCAGCCUUCCUUCUGCCUGUACUGGCUCCACCCCACUUGAAGGUGCUGAACCUCAAGCAGUGCUGUCUGAUUGAGGAAGAUUCACAGAUGGAGUUCAGGUACCUGAAAAAGACUCUUCAAAGCUGUAGCAGUCUUCAGGCGUUGAUUCUGGACAGUUGUAACCUGGCACUACCCUUGUUGUUAUGUGAUGUCAUCACCCAAAAUGCUCCACAGCUGGUCUCUGUCUCUGUGGAAGAAUGCCGUGGAGUUUCUAAUGAAUUUGUGCAGAAACUUUUGAGAGGACUCCCAAAUCUGAGCCACUUAAACAUAUCCAUCUGUCCAGAGGUCACCGACAACGUCUUUGCAUUGACUGAGACACAGGGCCUACUUGAAGAGAGGACUGGAACACGAGAUGCAGCCAGUUGGGGUUGCAAUCUUAAGAGUGUGGAUUUAUCAGGGAACCAGCAGCUGACGAGUACCUGCAUCCGCCAUCUGACUGAGCUGUGUGGGCCAAGGUUAAGGAACCUGAAUGUGGCUGCUACACGGAUGGAUUGCACGAUACUGUGGUUUCUGUCUGGCUACAGCCUCUCAACAGCAGUACAGUUGGCAGCAGAGGCAAACAAAGCCAAUCUAGAUAAGGAUUCCUCAAAAGGAGAGACAUUGUGUCAGCUGAUAACAGAGUUCAGGCUGCUUCAGGAAAGACUCAAGAAUCUCCAAGAAGAGGGAAGUCAGAGGCAUCAAGAGAUUAGGGAGGCAGAGGGAAGGAAGGUGCUAGAAAAAGGGGAUGUGCACGAUGAUGGUGACAUUGCUACUAUGGUAGAGGAUGUUGGAGUACUGGCAGCAGAAAAACAGGAGAAGAUGAGAGAGGCUGGAGCAGGAUGUCUGGAGAAUUUUCAGAGAAUAGAGGAAGAAAAAGUGACACCUGAAGAUGAGGAAGAUGACGAGGAGAUGGAUGAGGAAGAUCAGAGAGUGCAAGAAAAGGAAUUGUCAGCUCAUACUGGGGAAAAAAUACAGGCAAAUUGUGACAAAGCUUGGGGAUUUGAGAGACAAGGGUUUGACCUCAAAGAAAUAGCACUGAAAAUACAGGAAAAUCAAGGGGACAGAAGUGGGAGUCUUGAGGUCCAGAGAAUAACCAGUAAUAAGACGGAUAAUGAGAAUCAAAAAGGCAGCUUUGAAGGCAGCCAGAAUAAAAAGAUCCUACAUGUACAGGAUGGUUUAGGAGGGAAUGUAGGGGAGAUGACAGAUGAGUCAGUUCAGCAACAGGAUUAUGGCAGAAAUGGUUUAAAUCUUGGUGGCACUAGAGAUGCACAUGGACCAGAUUCUGAAAUUGGACAUUUUGUGAAAAGUGUCAUUGAAUACUCUUGUCAGAGGUUGAGGCAUGAAAGAGAUUCACAACUUUGCUCACACUCUCUUGAACAGCAAAGAUUGGGCUGGAAUGAUGCUGCAAAAUUUGAACAUAGUAAAACAUCACCUCAAAAGGCUGGUCUUCUGGUCAGAGGAAGUGCACAAAUUGAAUUGGAAGAGCAGUGUCUUCAUUGUAAGACACUACGAGGAUCAUACUAUGAGAAAGGAGAAAGACUGGGUGAUUUGGAGGACAGUGCAGGUGAAACAGGUUUAGUGAAUGAGGGGGCCAAAAAUGCUAUAUUAGGAUCAAUGCCUGAGGAUUGCCCAAGCAAUUCAGUGCCUGUCCAGCCAACAGAUAGCUUAUAUACAUUAACUUGGCCAAAGUUAGGCAAUAAUAGUGAGUGUUACAUCUCAGAUUUAGAAGCUGCAAGAAAUCAAAGACUGUCAAAGUCCAGUAUUGAAUAUUCCUUCAACAGGGAUUCUUUACCCACUGCCAGUUUUCCAGAUGAUGCUUGUAAAACAAGACCAGCAGAUUCAGUCAAUGAGAAUGAUCUAAAGGUCUUGCAAGAUACUUGUACCCUUGCAACUGGAGAAACCCUGGAUGAGAAAAAGGCUGCAGUAUGCCCAUGGCAUCGCCUGUACACACCGUGCCUAACAGCCCUGGAUAUGAGCAUCAUCGACUUUGAUGCAACCUUGGUCAUGACAUGUCUGAAGGAGUUCUUUGUGGCAAAUACGCAGCUCCGAAAGCUGACCAUUUGUUGGAAGGAACUGAGCGAUACCAUGCUUGAGAUAAUUGCUGCUGGAGGAGCUGAGCUACGAUCUCUUUGCCUGGUCGACUGUAGCAGCCUGACAAGUUUUGGAGUGGCAAACUUGCUUAGCAAAUGUAGAAAUUUACAACAACUUGAUCUCCAAGGUGUGUGCUAUAUUGCAGAUGCAGCCUUGAUGCCAGUCUUCAUGCAAGGUAACACAUGUAACCUUCACAGUUUGAAGCUCUCAGAGACAAACAUCAGUGACUCCACUCUCGCCCGCAUCGCAAAGUAUCUAGGAGAGAAGAUCACGACUUUAGAAAUUUCCUGGUGCGAAGAGAUCAGUGACCAGGGGCUGGCAGAGAUUGCUAAACACUGCACUGCCUUAGAAACACUGACACUUCGCCAGUGCUCCAUGCCAGCAAACACCCUCAUGUCCCUAGCUUGGAACUGUACUGGUCUGGUCUUUCUCAACAUGUCUGGCGUGGAGAACUUGACAGAUGGGGUGGCCCAAGCUAUGAUGCCCAAUCUGAGACACUUGAAAAACCUGGACAUCAGCUGGAAUUCAGACCUGACAGAUGCAGCGAUAUCAUCAGUGUUGUCUUGCUGUCCUCUUAUAGUAGAGCUCUACUUGAUGGGACUCAAACGCAUAACAGAAAAGCCAUUUAUGCCCAUCAUAUCAGAAUUGGCAAAAUGGCAGCGCUGUAAGAAGUUAAUCAAACUGAAGAUGACAGAAAGGACUCUUCUCCAGAGGAAUGGUGUGGAGCAGUUGUCAAGCGAUGAGGAAUACGAGGAUUUAUUUUCCCCAGUGAGGUCGACUUGCUAUGCCCCAUGUCUACGCACCCUUGAACUGCAGUACUGUGAUCGAGUCAGUGAUGAUCUUCUGGCAGAGCUGGUGGCUAUCUGCCUUGGUGCACUCUCCAUUAUUGACUACUAUGGUAUGCAGAUCAAACCAAAGCUAUUGAGAUGGAACACACCCGAUACCUAAGCAAACUUUGUCUGACUUACUCUGUGUUUCAGUAGAGAUACUGAAUAUUUUCAGAUUGUUUGAAAAUUGAUUAUUGUUAGCAGCCUCACUUGACAUUUUGUAGUGAAUAUCAAGCAGUGUGUGUUCAUUUAUAAGUUUGUAUAGGUUUUCUCAGUCAAUUUUAGCAAAUGAGCAGCCAAUUUAGUUUUCUUGCAUUCAAAUUAAACCGAUUUUGCUUCUCCAGUUUUUACUGUUUCAAACUCUGAAUUCAAGCAUUCGAUUUUGUUUUGAGGCAUUUCAUUCCUUAAGCAGUGUGUUCAAUUUAGCAUUUUGUUCUUUCUCUUGAUGCACAGUCGUUCAAUAAUAGCAGAUCUAGAGAUUUGUACUCAUUUGUUUGAUUUCAAUUUUACAAGGCAAUCAAUUUCCCAAAUGUGAACAAACAGACAACAAACUGAUUGCACUAGACAACCGUUUCAUAUCUUCACUUCAGUAACGACUGUCACACUUUUUAACAAUUUUAUUUGGGCCUAUUGGUCAUUUUCCUUUUUUUAAAUUUUACUUUUUUGGGUGAGGGGGGCUAGUCCUUUUGGUUGACUGACCAAGACCUAAUCCUUUGGGUUUAUAUUUGUGAAAAAUUGAAGUUUGUUAUUGUUUGGUUGCUUCUUUUUGUUAAAUCCUGAUUUCUUAUUGUUUAUGUUGUUUCUUUCUGUACCAUCAAUCUGUUGGCAUGCCAGACAUCUUGGCAUGGAUAUUUGGGUAUGGUUAUACCACCAGAUGCGCUUCAAUUUGGUGCUGGCAUCAACACUCUCAAUGGAAGCUUGUGUUUUAGAUUGCACAAAUGAAAUAAAAGUUUGUCCAAUAUGCCUUGAAAAGAUCCUGCAAAUUGGGAAGCUGUUCUGUUGAAUUGUUAAAUUGAAUGAUUACUUUGUUCAAUGGAAUGACACAGCAGUACCUUUACUUUGUCACAGCAAAAUGUUGUGCACUAUGAAGUUAGUAAGUGUACAGAUUACAAGCUUGUCAACAGAAGACGGCAAACACGUGAUUAAGUUUUGAGUUCUUUGUACAUAUCGAAGACAAAUGAGUGCAAUUUGUCAUUCAGUCAAAAUUCAGUGAUGUGUUGUAUUCAUUGAAAUCAGGGCAGUAAAAGAAUGGGUAAGUUUAACCCAAGCCAGUUCCAUAUUUCCACUCCAUUGCCGUUAGGAAUCAGUAGUUACUUUGUGACCUUCAUUGCCAUAGAGAAUUUGAAUACAUGUACAUGUAUCUUGAGAAAAAAUCCCAUCAUUUUAUACAAGCUGUACUGUAUUUUUUUCCAUGCGUUAAAUAAAAAAAUGUACACGUAUUUUUCCCUAAAAUUAUCGUCUUUAGUGAUGCAGAAUGGCACUUUUUCUAAAAUCAGAGUGCUUGUUAUAGUAAAAUAUAUGUACAUGUGCUUUCAAAUUACAGUAGGCUCGUUAUAACUAAUAAGGUUAUGAUUAAAUUCCUGUUAUACAGGCGAAAUUGUA
This is a messenger RNA of Acanthaster planci (crown-of-thorns starfish), 5341 nucleotides long. RefSeq lists its product as uncharacterized. Gene Ontology annotation, biological process: SCF-dependent proteasomal ubiquitin-dependent protein catabolic process. The record is from RefSeq and is a predicted model, not a curated record. Gene Ontology annotation, cellular component: SCF ubiquitin ligase complex. Gene Ontology annotation, molecular function: protein binding. Lineage: Eukaryota; Metazoa; Echinodermata; Asteroidea; Valvatida; Acanthasteridae.